Molecule: messenger RNA, 2568 nt
Organism: Bemisia tabaci
Lineage: Eukaryota; Metazoa; Arthropoda; Insecta; Hemiptera; Aleyrodidae
Source: RefSeq, a predicted model, not a curated record
CUCAGUGUGUCGUCGCGCCUCCGACACGAUUCUCUUUUCCCGCGCUUCCGUGUCAAACGUGUCCUCUUUCUCGCUCACGAACGUGUCGACCACGUGUUUCCUCUCCUCUCAAUCCUCCCGUAAAAUUUAUCGAGACCUUAAUGAAUAUUUAACCAGUAUCCUAUUUCUUUUUUGUCAACGUGUCAGAGAGGUCGUGUAGAAUCAUUUUCAUGUGAACAGUCCAGCGUUCAAAAUUUAAGACAGUUUAUCUUCGAAUUUCCGCGUUUAUGAUCGGUCCCUCCUUAUUGGAAAGCUUUCUUCUGGACUCGAAUGUUUCUUUUCUUUCCUUCAACAAUCAACGUAUUUAUUCAGAUUUAAAUAACUCUUAGAACGUGUUCCGUGCUAUUAAGAAUUGUGGCGUAGUCAGUGUUAAAAGGUCUUUAUUUUAAUCAUAUUAGUGCAUUUAAUUGAGAUUGAUAAGGAACAAUUACAUUUUUGAGUACAUUUCCCAAGUUUAAACACGUUGAUAUAGACUGAGAUCAGUGCUCUAGAAGUUAAAAGAAAUUCCAUCAUUUCCCGUGAUCGAUUCGAGGACUCACAAUCAAUCGUCGCGAAGUCGUCGAAGGCGGAAAGCGGUGAACGGUGAGCGCCGACCGCACCCGCACCGUUGUCGUCGCGCCGAGCCUCCAACUUGGACCCAACUUUUUAAUCGCCACUCGAUAACGGCGCCCGCCCCCUAACUCAUCCCCCGCUCCGAGUUGACUUGUUGAACGACCGCAUCCUCCCCGUCCAGAGUCGUCAUGUGCCCCCACCCCGUCGUUGCCUGUCCUCAAUUUCCGCCCUCGACCGCCACCGCUCCGCGUUACGACACGCAACGCAGCGUUACGUAAUUGUUAUCGCGAUCUCUCCCAGUGGGGCAUGGACAGCAUUUUCUCCAGUAAAAGAGAUUUUAAACUUUCAAUUGUAGCGUGAUACAAUUGUUGUAAAAGGUCUCUUUCAACAAAUCAACGAACAGAUUCUCGUCCUCACUGUUUUUCUUCACAACAAGACGGAUUUGUAUUUAUGGAGGGAAAACCUCAAAUUUGACCUAUCUGACAGUAGUGCCCCAAUUUGGUGCGGUUUAGCGCGCACUAUCCAUUUUACUGUCAUCCGCAAACAAAUUUCAUCCGCCAGUUGUUGGGACGGAUGAGUGUCAAAGUUGGCAGAGUUUGCUGUCGCGCACCUCUCUAGUUGUAUUGUAUCCUCGCGAAGAAAAAAAUCUCACCGGAAGCAAACCCGAUCGAUCGCGAGGGAGUGAAAAUCCCAGCCGUCGACAAGUGGGAGGACAUAAGCCGAUUUGACUUGCAACAAAUUCUGAAUGAGCCGGACUUAUUAAAGUCGCAUUAUUUUUCCUAGCUACGAACACGGUGAAAAUGAGAAUCGAAGGACGACUUAAAGAAAAUCUCGCGGAAAACUUUUCCGUGUCGGUGAUGGUUUUUCUUCAUUCUUAGUCUCGACGAAAUGUGAACUGUUUGUGAAACCGAUUCUAAUUUUUUGACGAGUUUAUUAAAACGUCUUGUAUGAGUUUUUAAUAUAAUUAAAAUAAGCGCCAAAGGUAACUUAUUCCAUACCGCCGAGGAAUAAAAAAACUUUAAUCUUGACCGAGUGGCCAUCUUUGAAACUGGCGUUGGGCUCAUCGCGUGGCAGCUUGGAACAUUAAAUUUGAAGUUGACAACUAUUCGGAUAGUUUGAGUGGCGACCGUUCCCGGUUCGUUCGUUUCCGCUGACGGGGGUUUUGGUUUUCACGGUGGUGUCGCGCGGUUUUCUUGAGACCGAUGUGGCGAUGGACUUAGCGCGGCCCGAUACCCCUUGCGGAGCCUCGAAAUGAUCGAAGGCUGGAUCCACCGGUUGGUGUUCGCCCUCUGCCUCGUCCAGCUCUUCACGCCAGAAGGCGGCUGUUUGAAACUCCUGCGGAUGCAUGUGCCCGCGUAUGUUCUGCGCGGCCAGGGCGUAGAGCUGUGGUGCGAGUACGAUAUGGAGUCGGACAGCCUGUAUUCUGUGACCUGGUACAAGGACAACGAGGAGUUCUACCGUUUCAGCCCUCGCUCCCAUCAGACGCAGCGCACUUAUCCUGCCGAUGGAAUCAGAGUCGAGACGCGAUAUUCGGACAGCAAGAAGGUUUACAUCAAGAACUUACCACUGAUAGCAAGUGGCGUGUACAAAUGCGAAAUCUCUGCCGAGGCGCCAACCUUCAGCUCGGUCCACGGAGAAAGCAGAAUGGAAAUCAUAGGUAGGUCGCCAUUCACCGUUGUCGCCUUUCACCAGGAUUCACCUCUCUCCAGGAUGCGCAAUGCAUGAAAAACACCCCCGACGACCCCAGCGCCCUUGCCACAUUCUCACACGAAUGGAAAGUUCGCGAGGGAAAAUUUUAAAUCUCAGUAUUUCAAAAUUAUAUUUCGGAAUUUCUGAGGCCAUUGAUCCAUUUUACAGUCGUUGAAAUACGAUUUAUCAAUCUUGAAUCUGCUCUCAAAUGGCCAUUAGUUAGAGUAUUCUCUGAAAGGUAUGUUAAAAUUACCAAAAUGCGCUCAAAUCGACGACACGGCCGCACAC